AUGCUGGACCCGUCGUCCAGCGAGGAGGAGUCGGAGGAGCUGGUGGAGGAGGAGAGCGGGAAGGAGCCGCUGGCGCCCGCCGCGGCGCGGCUCUCUCCCAGCCGCCCCGGCGAGGGCCCGGGCGGCGGCGGCGGUGCCGGCAGUGCCGGCGGCGGGGGGCUGCAGCCGGGCGGGCGCGGCGGCGGUGCGGCGCGGCCCGCCAGCCCCAGCCCCUCGGUGGCCAGCGAGAAGGAGAAGGAUGAGCUGGAGCGGCUGCAGCGGGAGGAGGAGGAGAGGAAGAGGAAGCUGCAGCUCUACGUCUUCGUCAUGCGCUGCAUCGCCUACCCCUUCAACGCCAAGCAGCCCACCGACAUGGCCCGCCGGCAGCAGAAGAUAAGUAAGCAGCAGCUCCAGACAAUCAAAGAUCGUUUCCAGGCCUUUCUCAAUGGAGAAACCCAGAUUGUGGCAGAUGAAGCAUUUAUAAACGCUGUCCAGAGCUACUACGAGGUAUUCCUGAAAAGUGACCGUGUUGCUAGGAUGGUGCAGAGUGGAGGGUGCUCAGCGAAUGACUCCCGGGAGGUCUUCAAGAAGCACAUCGAGAAGAGAGUGCGCAGCCUGCCAGAAAUUGAUGGCCUCAGCAAGGAGACGGUCCUGAGCUCUUGGAUGGCAAAGUUUGACGCUAUUUACCGUGGGGAAGAGGAUCCCCGCAAGCAGCAGGCCAGGAUGACAGCAAGCGCUGCCUCGGAGCUCAUCCUCAGCAAGGAGCAGCUCUACGAGAUGUUCCAGAACAUUUUGGGGAUCAAGAAAUUUGAGCAUCAGCUUCUGUACAACGCAUGUCAGCUGGACAACCCAGAUGAGCAAGCAGCACAGAUCAGACGCGAGUUAGAUGGACGUCUUCAAAUGGCAGAGCAAAUUGCCAAGGAGCGCAAGUUUCCGAAGUUUGUGUCCAAAGAAAUGGAAAACAUGUACAUCGAGGAGCUGAAGUCGUCUGUCAAUCUCCUGAUGGCAAACUUAGAGAGCAUGCCUGUGUCUAAAGGAGGCUCCGAGUUCAAGCUGCAGAAGCUGAAACGCAGUCACAACACCUCAAUAAUUGACAUGGGAGAAGAAAACGAGAACCAGCUUUCCAAGUCAGAUGUCGUGUUGUCCUUCUCCCUGGAGGUUGUCAUCAUGGAGGUUCAGGGUCUGAAGUCACUGGCCCCCAACCGCAUUGUGUACUGCACCAUGGAAGUCGAAGGUGGGGAGAAACUGCAGACUGACCAGGCUGAAGCCUCAAAGCCAACCUGGGGCACCCAAGGAGACUUCACAACAACACACGCGCUUCCUGCAGUGAAGGUGAAGCUGUUCACGGAGAGCACAGGAGUGCUGGCUCUGGAGGACAAAGAGCUUGGGAGGGUUGUUCUCCACCCUACUCCCAACAGCCCAAAGCAAUCAGAGUGGCACAAAAUGACUGUUUCCAAAAACUGCCCGGACCAAGACCUGAAGAUCAAGCUUGCCGUGCGAAUGGAUAAGCCUCAAAACAUGAAGCACUCCGGGUAUUUAUGGGCCAUUGGUAAAAAUGUUUGGAAGAGAUGGAAAAAACGAUUCUUUGUCCUGGUCCAGGUUAGUCAAUAUACGUUUGCUAUGUGCAGCUACCGGGAGAAAAAAGCUGAACCUCAAGAGCUGCUGCAGCUCGACGGAUACACUGUGGACUACACUGACCCGCAGCCAGGUUUGGAAGGCGGCAGAGCAUUCUUCAACGCUGUGAAGGAAGGAGACACAGUGAUUUUUGCAAGUGACGAUGAGCAGGACCGUAUCCUGUGGGUCCAAGCCAUGUACCGAGCCACCGGCCAGUCUCACAAACCUGUGCCACCUACCCAAGUGCAAAAGCUAAAUGCUAAAGGAGGAAAUGUACCCCAGCUAGACGCCCCAAUCUCGGGACGUGAUGCAGAUAGAGCUCAAAAGCAUGGCAUGGAUGAAUUUAUCUCUUCCAAUCCCUGUAACUUUGACCACGCUUCACUCUUUGAGAUGGUUCAGCGCCUCACUUUGGACCACAGACUUAAUGAUUCCUAUUCUUGUCUGGGCUGGUUUAGUCCUGGCCAGGUCUUUGUGCUAGAUGAGUAUUGUGCACGUAAUGGAGUGAGAGGCUGUCACAGACAUCUCUGCUACCUCAGAGAUUUGCUAGAGCGCGCAGAAAACGGAGCUAUGAUUGACCCCACCUUACUUCACUACAGCUUUGCCUUUUGUGCAUCACAUGUUCAUGGCAACAGGCCUGACGGGAUAGGAACUGUGACUGUGGACGAGAAAGAGCGUUUCGAAGAGAUCAAGGAGCGGCUUCGUUUGCUUCUGGAGAAUCAGAUCACGCAUUUUAGGUACUGCUUUCCAUUUGGCCGUCCAGAAGGUGCACUAAAAGCCACUCUAUCGCUGCUGGAAAGGGUUCUGAUGAAAGACAUAGUUACUCCGGUCCCUCAAGAGGAGGUAAAAACAGUCAUCCGUAAAUGCUUGGAGCAAGCAGCUCUAGUCAAUUAUACUCGACUAUCAGAGUAUGCCAAAAUUGAAGGUCCUGUUUCUUGUACUACAGAAAAUGUAGGCCGGUUAGUCACACCAGCUAAAAAGUUAGAAGAUACAAUACGUCUGGCAGAGUUGGUAAUCGAAGUCCUACAGCAAAACGAAGAACACCAUGCGGAGGGGAAAGAGGCCUUUGCUUGGUGGUCAGACUUAAUGGUUGAGCAUGCGGAGACCUUCCUGUCACUGUUUGCAGUGGAUAUGGAUGCUGCGUUAGAGGUGCAACCCCCAGACACCUGGGACAGCUUUCCGCUCUUUCAGCUUCUAAACGAUUCCCUCCGUAGUGACUAUAAUUUGUGCAAUGGAAAAUUCCACAAACACCUCCAAGACCUGUUUGCUCCACUUGUUGUUAGAUAUGUCGAUCUGAUGGAGUCCUCAAUUGCACAGUCAAUUCACAGGGGCUUUGAGCGGGAGUCAUGGGAGCCAGUAAAUAAUCUGCCCAAUGUGAAUCUACCAAAUGUGAAUCUCCCUAAAGUACCAAAUCUACCAGUUAACAUCCCACUAGGCAUCCCACAAAUGCCUAGCUUUUCUGCACCGUCAUGGAUGGCUGCUAUUUAUGAUUCUGACAAUGGAUCAGGCACCUCUGAAGAUCUGUUCUGGAAACUCGAUGCCCUACAGACUUUCAUUCGGGAUUUGCACUGGCCUGAGGAGGAAUUUGGAAAACACUUAGAGCAACGCUUGAAGCUUAUGGCGAGUGACAUGAUUGAGUCCUGCGUGAAAAGAACCAGGAUUGCAUUUGAAGUAAAGCUGCAGAAAACCAGCCGAUCAACAGAUUUCCGAGUCCCUCAAUCAAUAUGCACCAUGUUUAAUGUCAUGGUGGAUGCCAAAGCUCAGUCAACAAAGCUUUGCAGUAUGGAAAUGGGCCAAGAGUUUGCUAGAGAGUGGCACCAGUACCAUUCAAAAAUAGAUGAACUAAUUGAGGAAACCGUCAAAGAAAUGAUAACACUCCUGGUGGCAAAGUUUGUCACCAUUUUGGAAGGAGUCUUGGCCAAACUGUCUAGAUACGAUGAAGGAACUUUGUUUUCUUCUUUCCUGUCAUUUACUGUGAAGGCUGCUUCCAAAUACGUGGAUGUACCCAAGCCGGGGAUGGAUGUUGCUGAUGCCUAUGUGACAUUUGUCCGCCACUCUCAGGAUGUCCUUCGUGAUAAGGUCAAUGAGGAGAUGUAUAUAGAAAGGUUAUUUGAUCAAUGGUACACCAGCUCGAUGAAUGUUGUCUGCACCUGGCUGACAGACCGCAUGGACCUGCAGCUUCACAUUUACCAACUGAAAACUCUCAUUAGGAUAGUAAAGAAAACGUACCGGGAUUUCCGAUUGCAAGGCGUGCUGGACUCCACCUUAAACAGCAAAACCUACGAGACCAUCCGGAACCGGCUGACGGUAGAGGAGGCCACGGCAUCGGUCAGCGAAGGCGGAGGGCUCCAGGGGAUCACCAUGAAGGACAGCGAUGAGGAAGACGAAGAGGACGACUAGGGAAGCUGGCCCGGAGGACCGGCUGGGGGUCGCCUGGUAUCCGUGCAUGUACC
Molecule: messenger RNA, 4043 nt
Organism: Gavia stellata (red-throated loon)
Lineage: Eukaryota; Metazoa; Chordata; Aves; Gaviiformes; Gaviidae
Gene: CADPS
Product: calcium dependent secretion activator
Exons: 32
Coding region: 1-3990 (1329 amino acids)
Biological process (GO): positive regulation of exocytosis; dense core granule exocytosis; synaptic vesicle exocytosis
Cellular component (GO): glutamatergic synapse
Source: RefSeq, a predicted model, not a curated record